This is a messenger RNA of Letharia columbiana, 222 nucleotides long. RefSeq lists its product as uncharacterized. Gene Ontology annotation, molecular function: epoxide hydrolase activity. Gene Ontology annotation, biological process: epoxide metabolic process. The transcript has a single exon. The record is from RefSeq and is a predicted model, not a curated record. Lineage: Eukaryota; Fungi; Ascomycota; Lecanoromycetes; Lecanorales; Parmeliaceae. The coding region runs from base 1 to 222 and encodes 73 amino acids.
AUGAUGAGCGGAGCAGAUGCCGACAAAUUUUUGGAAACCCCAACAGUUGUCAGCGCUUUUGCGAAGGAGGCAGAAAUGGUUCCUCGAUCUUGGGCCGAGAGAAAGGCCAAUGUUGUUUUCUGGCAAGAACAUGAAAGCGGUGGACACUUCGCGGCCUAUGAGAAGCCGGAAGAGUUCGUUGAUGAUCUUGUCAGGUUCUUUCCAUCCAUUUGGAAGCCGUAG